This is a messenger RNA of Drosophila pseudoobscura, 2304 nucleotides long. It is a transcript of the gene ppk29, whose product is annotated as pickpocket 29. Gene Ontology annotation, molecular function: ligand-gated sodium channel activity. Gene Ontology annotation, cellular component: plasma membrane. Gene Ontology annotation, biological process: sodium ion transmembrane transport. NCBI's taxonomy places the organism in Eukaryota, Metazoa, Arthropoda, Insecta, Diptera, Drosophilidae. The transcript is spliced from 10 exons. The coding region runs from base 860 to 2152 and encodes 430 amino acids. The record is from RefSeq and is a predicted model, not a curated record.
AAUUUUGAAUUCAUACCUGUCUACUUGGUCCAAUGUAGGUAGAAGAUGCAGUUAUGUUAACUAGUACAUAAGCGAUUCCUAAUGUAAUAUAAUCCAAUUGAAGUAAAAAUAUCCGUACAUGUUAGGUUCUUAGCAUCUCUUACCUAGUGUCAUAUAAAUGACAACAAUAUUCACUUUCACUUUCCCCAACAUAUUGGUCAAUACCUUUUUGCUGCAGACUACAAAAGACUACUUGCACUAACUAGUAAGCUGUAUAUCUGAAGUACUCCCAUUUUGCUAUCUUGUUGUAAUACAUAUCGAUGUGUCUAUGUAGGCAACAACGUUAAUACAGAUGACUGAAGUAUUGUUAACCUGGUAAUCAUUCACUCUGAAAAGGUAUAAUAUCAUUAUAUUCAAUCUAUCCAUUCAUCUUUAUUAUUAAAUUUCUAAAGCACUUGAUGUGUCAAUCAAGUUUAACCAGCAGCUGAUAGAUGUGUUUAAAUAAUUAUGACUAGGUAGGUGUUGAUAUUUUAUGAAUGACCUUUCCACAUACAUUUGAUUAAGUGUAAGUGAUCUUGUUUUAGGAGUUUGCAGAUUCGGUUUGCAAUCUCUUAUUUCUCGGCGUGUGGGCUAUGAAGCAUGAAAAUACACGCUUGGGCAAGCUCAUCUUCUCUUUGAUAAUUGUUGCAUCUCUGCAUCAUCCUUAUACCCUUGCCUGAAGUACGUAUGAUUAUUCACCACGUUGAACAGAAGUAUGGGCGUCCACGGGAACUACACAAAAUACAUGUAGAAGGACUAAUUGCACUAAGCACGGAAUGUAGGGGGUAAUUAUAUCAUUUCAUUGCCUUUUGAUAUUGAUUUAAGUAAACGGUAAAAACCUAUGGGAACAAUGGCAGGAAAAUAUUGCAAAGCUGCUAUAGGAUUUUUACUAAACAGCUUUUCCAACAGAAGGUUUUUUUGGAUAUGUGUGAUCCUUCUUUCCGCUUGGAAUAUGACUACGAUUUUUCUUCUUAUGAAGAACAGAUCUGAUACAGAUUCGACAAGCAUUGGGGUAACCACGUCGUAUCUUAGUUGGAUAAAUACCUUCCCUGCCGUUAGCUUAUGCUUGUCUAAAAACAGGAUUACAAAAGAGUUUUCGGAAGCAGUGAAACGUCGCGCUGCUAACAACCAGUCUCCUUCGUAUACAUACAUAAGAACAUUGUAUGAUUACCUCUUUAUAAAUCCAAAUAACUUGUAUUUAAAAGAAGAAUACUGCAAGGACCUCAAUUCGACCUGUGGGGUUGAUAUUUUAGAUAUGAGAAAAGAGUUGUUUGCCAGCUCGUGUACAGAGUUUAUGGAACAAAUUUACUUCUCUGAAAAACUUCUACCCAACUGCGAGGAAAUAUUCAAGUUUCACGAACUAGAAAUGGGAUAUUGCUUUCUAGCCAACAACUUGAUUGAUUAUCAAAAUAUCGAAACAAUGCCUUUGGUAUAUUCUUCAUUGGACGAAUACCGGAAUCUAAGAUUAGUUCUUCGAAGUGGCCUAAUAUAUCGAUACGAUUUAUACAUUCACAGCCCUGAAAACCAGCCUUAUUUUAAUGCUUUAUCCUAUACGAUUACAUCGGAUCCAUCAGUACACAGUUUCAAUGUGGAAGGAAUAGACAACCACCACGAUGUUAUUGAUGAACCAGUCUCUCAAAGAAUGUGCAAAUUCGAUACGGAGACCAAUGACAAUAAGGUUCUAUACAGUUUUUCCUCAUGCAUGUCGGAAAUUCGAAGUGAAAUUGAAAUGAAACUCUGCAACUGUACUUUAUUUAACCAGAGUGAACAAAAUCCUCUAAAAUAUUGCGGAGUUGAAGGGAUCGUGUGCUUGGACAAAGAAAAUCUAGCAACUAAAGUAAAGAGCUAUGUUGGUUCUAAUAUGGUAUGCUUACCAUCCUGCAUGGAACAACAGAUAAGCUACGUUGGGUCUCGAGAAAAAAAUUUCAACGAAUACGGUGAUUCAAUCAUGGUCGAAAUCGAAAUAACAUCACCACCAACAGCCAGAUAUUUCAGAGCAGUCACUCAAACAAAAUUGGAUUUAGUAGUUGCCAUUGGAGGUGUAAUUGGCCUUUUCACUGGUGCAUCCUUGUUGAACAUCUUGGAAAUUAUUUCAAUGAUUUUUUCUAAGAUUAGGAUUAUGUUUAAAAAUUAAACGAGUCGCAGUUUCCACAUAGCACAUUCCGUCGAAUCUCUCUCUCUCGUUCCGCCAACGAAUUUACAUCCGGCGGUUAUAUCUCGCCCACUCCACCAGAGUGCACACUGGUCGAGGAAGAUUGUGAGAGAGAGAUCUAAGCGCAUCUAAAA